Messenger RNA from Ixodes scapularis (black-legged tick), 689 nucleotides. RefSeq names its product proline-rich antigen homolog. NCBI's taxonomy places the organism in Eukaryota, Metazoa, Arthropoda, Arachnida, Ixodida, Ixodidae. The record is from RefSeq and is a predicted model, not a curated record. The transcript is spliced from 3 exons. Bases 120 to 446 code for a protein of 108 amino acids.
CGUAGCAACCGAUAUGUGAUAGGGAUAGAGAUCGCGACUGCGUUGCCUCCGAGCCUGUACAGUGGUCUGCGAGUGUCUUGAUAGACGGAGCCGUCUACCAAUUGAGAGACGAAAGCACAAUGAGUUACGGGUACCCCCAGAACCAGUACCAGCCGCCACCUCCGCCGGGGUACUACCCCCAAGCGCCGCCCGCGCCUUACGGCAGCGCGUAUGUCCCUCCGCCGCCACCGGGUGGCGACACCUACCAACCUCCGCCCCAACCGGGAGCUCAGCACCUCUACCCGCCCAGUCAGCCCCAGCAGUAUGGCGGGAACGCUUACGCCCCGCCGCCCCCUCCUCAGCAUACCACCGUGAUUGUCCAGGAGAAGAAAGACGACGACUGUGCCAAGGACUGCUGCAUCUGCGCGCUUUGCAUGACCCUGUGUUGCUUUUGCUGCUCAGACUGAACCUAGCUUUUAAUAGAUGUGACAUUUUUUUUAAACAUCGUCCCUCGAAGAGCGCAAAGUUGUCGGGUCUGUUAGUGUAUGAUUCGGGAUCAUCGAGUCUGUGACACGCUGUACUUGGAGCGAGAGAGGGAUAUUUUAUAUUCUUCCAUACCUGAAUUAUGCGGAAGGAGAAAAUAUACUGAUCUUUCAUGUCGUCUAACUAUUACAGACAUUAAAGCGUAGGCGAAAUGUUGGCACGAAUAA